Molecule: messenger RNA, 4593 nt
Organism: Fulvia fulva
Lineage: Eukaryota; Fungi; Ascomycota; Dothideomycetes; Mycosphaerellales; Mycosphaerellaceae
Product: ATP-dependent bile acid permease
Exons: 1
Coding region: 1-4593 (1530 amino acids)
Biological process (GO): transmembrane transport
Cellular component (GO): fungal-type vacuole; membrane
Molecular function (GO): ATP binding; ATP hydrolysis activity; ABC-type peptide transporter activity
Source: RefSeq, a predicted model, not a curated record
AUGGCGCAGAUCAUCCUGGACGGUGCGCGAUCCGGCCAGCUCGGACUCGAGACACCAGCACGAGAUGGUAUCUGCUUCAACAAUGUCUGGGACCCGCAAGAUGCGCACUUCGAGCAGUGCUUCUUACCAGUCAUCGCUGCGAUUCCAGCGAUCCUGGCGGCGGCGAUCCUGUUCCUCCACAUUCUGAGACUUCUGAUACCCGCACGGUGGCGACCUCGCUGGACGAGACCUUUCGUGGAGGAAGUACUCGAGCCGCAGGUCGAGGUUGAUCUGGUUCCUAGGAGACGAUGGACAUUCUUCAGCAUCGCCCUGUGUGCGCUUAACACGAUUGGACUCUUGCUUCAGACUUUGGCGGCUGCGGCUCAUUUAGUCCACCUACAGUGGUACGACGAGACCGGCAGGCUGGCCCCCAAGCCCGAGCAAGUCCAUUUUGAUAUCUAUGAUGGAAUCGCUCUACUCUUGGUCCUACCUUGGUUGGUGAACCUGGUCGAGGUACUGCUUUACCAGCCGAGACGGGUGCCUUAUGCGAUCUUGUCAACAACUGUGGCUUUCACUAUCGUGAGCGCGAUACUGCUGGAGAACCUCACCUUCAACACCGAGUGUUCGGACUUCUUCUGCGUGCAGAAGGGACUGAACAUUGCGAGCACCACAGUGGCUGUACUGAUUCUGAUGCUUCUGCUUCUCAUGCCGUCUCGAGAUCCGCUACUCCCUGCGAAAGAUAUCAGCAUGCCAUUCACAGCACCAUCAUCUGCGUUGCGAAGUCCAGAAGAAGCACUCACGGUCUGGCAAUUCAUGACCGUGACCUGGCUCAAGCCCUUGAUGGACAUCGGAGGCAAACGGCAGCUAGAGUUCGAGGAUAUAUGGUCUCUGCCGCAUGAAUUCCAGCACCGGAUGCUACACGACAACUUUCGACAGCUACGAGGGACCGUCAUAAAGCGACUGUUGAUCGCCAAUGGCAUUGAUCUUGUAAUCGUCACCAUCCUUGGCCUCAUCGAGCAAGUCGCACAGUAUGGUGCUCCAGUCUUCCUGCAGCUGAUAUUAAGCUCGAUGGAAGAUCCCGAAAGUCCAAAACGGGUGGCGCUUACGUAUUCUGCUAUGGCUUUGUGCUCACGUCUUCUAGGCGCGCAAGUCUCCGUCUUCAGCUUGUGGUUCGGACGAAGAUGUUACGAACGAUCGAGAGGUGAGAUGAUCACGAUGCUGUACGAAAAGACACUUGGGCGCAAGAUCUCGUUCGCUGAGCCUGAGAAGAAGAAAGACGAAGCAGGUGCAAGGAAGGGAACCACCAACGGCCAUGCUAAUGGGCAUACGAACAGCGAGACGAAGGCCGAGGCACAACAGACGUGGUGGUCUGGCUUCUUCAGCAAGCAGACCAGUUCUGUACCUGAAAAUGAGCCAGCUUCGAUGGGGAAGAUCUUGAACUUGAUGCGUAAUGAUGUGUACGAAGUGGCGCAACGAUUUUGGGAGUUCGACAAUCUCAUUCGCAAGCCAAUUGCCAUUCUACUGUCAAUCUCGCUCGUCGUCAACUACCUCGGCUGGCCGUCUCUGGUGGCUGUCGGUCUCGUCAUCUUCGCGCAAGUCAUGAACGCGCUUCUUGCCAAAGCUUUGAUCCUCGUUGAGAAGAAGCGAAGAGUGGCCACGGACUCGAAGCUUCAGCUCAUCUCGCAGUUCGUCGAAGCGAUCAGACAUCUAAGGUGGUAUGGCUGGCAAGACCAUUGGCUAUCCCAAGUCCUCUCCGCUCGACAGAAGGAACUCACAUAUCGCAUCUUCUCCGGCAUCUGGGUAUUGCUCAUUGGCUUUGUUAACACCUUGUCAUACGAUCUGACCCCAGUGGUGGCAUUCGCUUCAUACACCUUAAUCGCCAAGAAGCCACUCACGAUCGAUCUCGCCUUUCCAGCUCUGCAGCUUUUUAGUAUGAUGACCUCUCAGCUGAAGGAGCUACCUGGUCUUGUCAUAGCCCUGAUCAAUGCAUGGGUGGCAGUGCAGCGUAUCCAGGACUUCAUGGCAGAACCAGAUCUGCAGCAGAUGGCUACGGCGGCGCUGAUCGGAGGCAAGCUCGCGGUCGAGGGGGGAUCUUUCUCGUGGCCCGGCGCGAAUGCGACUGUCCUCACGGACAUUAGCAUCUCAUUUCCAGAAGCUUUGACCGUGGUCUGUGGUGAAGUAGCAUCUGGCAAGACUGCACUUCUGCAGGCCCUACUCGGCGAGCUCGACAUGCACAAAGGACAGCUGAUCAGACCACCCGAGCCGAUCGGGUAUUGUGUGCAGACGCCCUGGCUACAAAGUAUGAGUGUGCGAGAGAAUAUACUCUUUUCUGCGCCACUUGAAGAUGACAGGUAUCGUGCCGUGCUUGAUGCAUGUGCCUUGACGCCAGACCUGGCAGAGUUCAAGGCUGGAGACUUGUCACUGAUCGGAGAGAAUGGCAUCGGCUUGUCUGGCGGACAAAGAGCUCGAGUGGCACUGGCUCGUGCUGUGUACAGCAGAAACAAGAUUCUGCUACUGGACGACCCGCUUGCUGCACUGGACCAACAGACCGCAGAGCACAUCGUCCAAAAGCUGUUUGAAGGCCCUCUUCUGAAAGAUCGUACGGUAGUCCUGGUGACACAUCGGACCGAUCUGGUCCUGCGAGUUGCCGAGCAAAUAGUCAAGAUCGAUGCCGGCCAAGCGUCGAUACUGGACAAGGAGGCAGCAGUAGCAGACCUCGGUCUAGCAGCACCAUAUAAGCAAGAAAAAGCAACGGUCGCCGAGGAUGAAGAGAAUGCCAAGAAACUCGCAGCGGCAAUACCAGACAAGUUCAUCGAGGACGAACAUCGAGCAUACGGGGGCGUACAGGCCAAGGUCUACUGGCAGUACAUCAAAGCUGGAGAUCUGCGCUUCUGGGCCAUCACGAUUGUCAUCCUUGUGGUCUAUCGCUGUUUAGCACUACUGGAAGCGUGGUUCCUCAAAGCAUGGGGCGAAGCGUACAACACCAAAGCCAAGGCGUCAAUGUUUGUCUACUCUCACGAUGUGGCCUACCACACGAACGACAUCUUCGGCGAUCUUCCUCCCCCUGAAGAUAAUAUCAAGCCGUGGCUGAUAGGCUUUCUCGUGCUGGCUCUGGGACAGUCGUUCGCUUACAUUGCAUCUCAAGGCAUGCUUUUGGUGAUAGUAUACACCGCAGCCAAGAACAUGUUUCGCGACAUAAUGGAAAAGGUUGCGUACGCCACGUUCCGCUUCUACGAUGUCACGCCAGUCGGCCGACUGAUGAAUCGCAUGACUUCCGACAUUGGCGUCAUCGAUGGUGGCAUUAGUAUGCAGUUCUCAGCCAUUUCAUGGAUGCUCAUAAGCUGGAUCUCAUCUGUGGUCGUCAUUGCAUCAAUCACGCCGAGCUUCUUGGUCUUCACAGUUGUGCUGGCAUUUGUGUUCGUUGCGGUCUUCAGACGCUUCAUACCAACAUCGCAGAAUCUGCGCCGCCUAGAGAUGGUCUCGCUGACGCCACUUAUGUCUAACUUCGGUGAGCUUCUCAACGGGUUGGCUACAGUCAGAGCUUUCGGUGCACAAUCUCGCUUCCAAGAUCGUGUCAUCAGUGUUGUCGACACCUUUCAGAAGAUGGACCACUUCUACUGGAGCGCGCAAGCGUGGCUACAAUACAGAUACGAUAUUCUGUCUGGACUUGCGACUUUCUUCCUCUUUCUCCUGGCGGUGUGGACCAAUCUUUCACCAGGACUGACAGCUUUUGCUCUGCUUUCGGCGUCAAAAUUUGUAAACGUGACACACGGCCUGUGUCGACAGUAUGGUCAGCUCCAGAUGGAAUUUGUCUCAGUUGAGCGAGUGGUCGAGCUGCUACACUUGGAACAAGAACCGAAAGGGUCGAUCGAACCUCCUGCAUGGUGGCCAUCGUUUGACGGAGACAUUACAUUCAAGAAUGUGGUCAUCAAGUAUGCACCACAUCUCGACCCAGCUCUGGCAGGCAUCACGUUCACCGUCAAGGGAAGAUCAAAGACGGCGAUCAUCGGUCGUACUGGGUCUGGUAAAAGUACUUUGGCACUCGCCUUGCUUGCAACCAUUCUGCCCGACAUGGGCCAUAUUUCUGUCGACAACGUGGACCUCGCUGAGGUAGACAAGCAGUGUCUGCGAACACGAGUCACUUUCCUCGCCCAAGAUCCUGUUCUUUUCCCUGGCUCGAUGCGAAAGAAUCUGGACCCUGUAAACGAACACACUGAUGAGGAAUGCGAGCUUGUGCUGAGACGAGUGUGUGAGAGGCAAGGGUGGCAGCUUGCCAGUAAAGUAGAAGGAGGUGGCAAGAACCUCAGCCAAGGUCAAAGACAACUUGUCGGCCUGGCCAGAGCUGUGCUACGACGAAGUGCCAUCAUCAUCCUCGACGAAGCUACAGCUUCUAUUGAUCGUGAGACUGCAAUGCAAAUUCAGCAGGUCAUGCAUGAGGAGAUGAAGGACAGUACCGUGAUUACCAUUGCGCACCGACUGGAGGCUGUUCGCAACGCGGAUUACUGCAUUGUGUUAGGGAAAGGCAAGAUCAUUGAGCAAGGUCCAGCUGCAGAGAUGCUGGGAGAGCACCGAGAAGAGGUCGCACAAAACAUAGACGAGGACGAAGACGAAUAG